Molecule: messenger RNA, 3701 nt
Organism: Solenopsis invicta (red fire ant)
Lineage: Eukaryota; Metazoa; Arthropoda; Insecta; Hymenoptera; Formicidae
Product: synergin gamma
Exons: 7
Coding region: 501-2663 (720 amino acids)
Cellular component (GO): clathrin coat of trans-Golgi network vesicle
Molecular function (GO): protein binding
Source: RefSeq, a predicted model, not a curated record
CGCACAGAUGUUGGCUUCAGGCAAGAUUAAAGGCGGCAUAGACUGGGUCGAUCAUGAAACUUUUUCCCUAAGGCGGAAACGUGAAAAGUGAAAAAUUUCUCCAUUAACUUCAAUGUGUCAGGUGUCAGGUGUGUCAGAGGACUGGUGGGGGUGGCAAGUGGAUUACUGACACAGAUUGACGUCACUCUCGUCAGUUGUGGUCAGUUGACAUUAGCUGACGUAAGGACGAGUUGUAUAUGCGUUUCGUUGCAUGCACAGUAAGCACCACCAUGUGGAGGAAGGAUAAUAAAGAUAACGUUCGCAUCACGAGUCUCGGGCGUUCGUGCGGCCAACAUUAGAGAGAUUAGCGUUAGCUCGACCUCCUUUUCGUGAUGACAAUGUAUGUAUCAAGCUAGCAGUCUGAACGAUGAACUCAUGUUGCUCGACGAGUUCACGUAAUUCACAGGUGACGUUAGUAGUUGGGUGAGAUUCACGCCGUCCAAUCCUCGUCGCGCGGGAACAUGAACAAGAACCACGCGAACAAGAGAUUGAACCAGCUGCCGAGCUGGCUGUGGACCAACUCGACCACCCUGCCGCCGGUCUACAAGAUGGUAUGGGAGGCGGUGCGAGAAGAUCGAGUCAGGUCGAACGGCGUACAAGUUGAACACCUUGUCGACACCAACAAGGUGUUCCCGCUGCUGCUCACUAGCCAGCUGCCUACAGAGGUGCUCGGCCACAUAUGGAGCCUGGCCAAUCAAAAGUAUGCCGGACAGCUGACCGAGCAGGAGCUGUACAUUGUGCUAGCCCUUGUGGCAGCCGCCCAGACGUCCUACACUUUCAACAGCCUCGAUAUAUUGCAUUUACUUCCCUUUCCGCCAACACCUUACUUGAAUAUAGAAUGCCUGAUGAAUAUGCAGCCUGUUGCGCAGACGAACGCAUCGAAACCUCAGCAUUACGAGGAAAGUAACAAUAUGAGUGUAGAAGGAAAAUACAUUUCUGACGUUAAGGGAAAAGCUAAAGUUAAAAGCCAAGUAAACAUAGUGCCUGAUGCAAGUAUACCCUUUUCCAGCAGUACGCCUGGAAAACUUUCUAGUUUCGAGGGCAAGAUUCAGGUGCCUGGUGCAACUGGGAGUAGCAGUAAUCUGUUCAAAGAUGUAAGACACAAUCCGCGUGUUCAAGCUGACGUUCCGUCUGUAUCGUCUUUCGACGAGUCCUGUGAUGAGUUUACAGAGUUUCAAAGCGCCCCAAUCCCCAGCAUCUCUGCUUUGCCAAUCUGGGAUAGUAAGCAGGGUUCUGCAAUAGGUAGCAGACUCGCUAAUCACAAUCUAGGAGUAAAGAAAACGGUUGACAGAGUUAAGAAAAUCACUGUUGGAACGAAAACCAUACAUAUUAACUCACAAAUUCGCACACCCUCAAGUUUGCCAUAUCAGAGCAAGGAUCAGCCCAUAAUAGAGGCCACAUCUGACCUGUUUCCUAAAUGUGGAAUAAAGAAUCAAUCCAAAACAGUAAUACUCAAGGACACCGUGAUCAGAAAUAAUGACACGCCUAAAGAUUACAGUGACAGUUUUAAUAAUCUGGCAAGUAUGAUAGAGCCUGUCAGCAGCGAUAAAGAGGUAUUACCUAAAGUGGAAUUAACACCGAAGGCUGUAGAAAUGUCUGAUUCUGUUCAACAAGAUUUAAUGAGUUUACAACAAGUCGAGGAUAAAUACAGCGCAUUGCGUGAACUAGUUCAAGAAGCGCCCGUUACAAACGACGCGAGCUUAGAUUUAACUUUCAAUAAUCAGUCGGCUGAUGAAUUCGGGGAGUUUAUGUCGGCGGAACAAACACCUACUAAUCCGUCGAUAUCAGAUGCUUUGGACAUUGAAAGCUUUAGUAAUAUGUUUGCGGAUUUUGAGUUCAAAACGCACGCUAAUACUGAUAAUAACUUAGCAGAUCUGAACUUUGUAUCUGAGGUGUCUGAGUCAUUUAAUAAUCUAAAACUUGAUGAUGGAAUGGAAGCACAAUUGGUAGAAACAGGAAAGAAUGCUCAGAAAGAGGAUGCUAUUUCAAUAAAUAGUAUAGAGUUGAAUAGUGGUCCAUCCGAAGCACUGCCACGUUCUGGAUCUGUGCCUAGCUUAGAUCUUAAAUCAUUUUUGCCUUCUAAUGUAGAGGAAGAUCAAAUUAUAGAAGCUCCACAGCAAACUGUAUAUUGGGAGUGGAAACAAUAUAUGGAAAGUUGUGUUUUAUUGUUACAAGUUGCAGCCAAUAUAUUUACUAAUAUUACAUCAGAAUUAGUUCUACAAGAAGUUUUAAAUUCAGCCCAGGGAUACAACUUUCUUUGCCAAUUAGCUGAAGUUGCAGCUGUUUGUAGACGUGUUAAUUUUUCAUACAAAGAGUUGGAUAUAAACAUUACGGGAUUUGAUGACCUUUUAAUGGACAUUGAUCGGAUCUGGGCUGAAAUGGAACCUUUUUACGCAAACAUACCAAUUGUCACUGAGCUACCAGCUUGGCCAUUACAUCAGGAAGAAUGUGUGUCUUGUUCCCUGUGCUUAACGGUUAUUACAAGUGGUCGAGUUGUGUAUAACGAUAACAAUUAUCAUGUAACAUGCGCAAAUUUAUGGCUCAAUUGCGUAAACAAUCAAUUGCCGGUGAUGCGAUACUCUUUACUUUGUCAAUCGACUAUGUGUCCGGGAAGUCAUAUUUAAAUGCUAAUUUACACGUGUUGCAAGAUUUCCAAAUUUAAACUAAAAAUAUAUUAUUCAGAUCUUAUUAAUAUAAUGCAUAGGAAUUCAUAUUGAAAAUGAUCUUGAAAAAUGGAAUUCUGAUACAAUUUGCAUUUAAUCUAGUGAAGUCUUACACAUAUGUAUAUAAACAAAACAAACUGCAAAUUCAAUGUUUAUAUAAAUUGUUUAUUAAACUUAUACUUUUUAGAAAUUCUAGCUAAUGAUAAACAUGUGCUAUUACAUUAAAUUGAUCAUGCAAGAAUAUUUGUAUAUAUUUAGCUUAACAAUAAUCGUACAUCGGUUGAUCUACUUAUAAUGCAGUAUUAAGAAAAAUGUAAUAUUUACAUCUUACACAGAGAUCUCUUAAAUAAUUAACGUUGACUCGUGUCGCGUGGCCUAUACACUAUUCCUCUGCUUUUCAUUUCUCUGAUUACGCCAGCUGGCAAUCGUCCUGAUACUGAUAUGGCGUAGACGCCUUUACAAAAACGAUCUGAAAGUAGAAUCUCGAAAUUAAUAUUGGCCAUUAUCGACCGUUAGACUGAGAUACAAUUUUAAUUCUGAAGGAGUUUGCGCAUAGCAUUUUGCUUAAACAAAUCUUUAUGAGCCGAUCUCACCACCUAUGAUUGAUCUUAUUAUUUAAGAAUAUUCAACUGCAAAACUUAAAAUUGAUCGUAUGAUUUUGUUUUUUCAGGUUUCUAGUCAUUUUCAAUAUUUUCAUGUCUCUUUCCUGCAAAUUAUAAUUUAUUUAUGUAGAAUGUAGUACUUUAAAUUAAUAAUUAAUGUUUUAAUUAAAAUAAUUACAAAAUUAGGUCAGAGAUCAGUUUUAAAUUUUGCAGUUGACUAUUGUUAAAUUUAAUCGAUCAAUCAAGCUAAUCGGAGAUGGUGGGACCAGCCUUAUAGUAUAUACGCACAUAAGUAUGUUCCUAGAUACAUACUGGCAUUUGUAAGAAUAAUAUGUCUGUAUAAAUGUAUUAUAUACGUUUAAAAUGAAAAUCUCAAAUAAAUAUAUUUAUUAAAAUA